AUGUGGCCCAUACUAGCAAUUUUUGCGGUUUUAGCUGCUGGAACGCGUGCUGAUAUUAUUGAUCUACGCUGGGUUGUUGCUAGUGAUGACACUAUCCAACCUGCAUCCGUUGAUCAACCGGUUAUAACCAUUAAUGGUAAGUUUCCGGGUCCACUUAUUAAUGCCACAACUAAUGAUAUAGUCAAGGUUAAUGUGUUCAACAAUCUAGACGAAGCUUUUCUUUUCACUUGGAAUGGUAUUCAACAAAGGCUUAACUCGUGGCAAGAUGGAGUUUCAGGGACUAACUGCGCGAUUCCACCGGGCACCAAUUGGACUUAUGCAUUUGUGGCAAAAGACCAGAUUGGUACUUUUAGUUACUUCCCUUCUAUAAACUAUCAGAAGCUUGCUGGAGGUUUUGGAGCUAUUAGAGUUAACAACCGCAUUGUCAUCGCUGUUCCAUUCCCAAAACCCACAGCCGAGUUUGAUCUCCUUAUCAGUGACUGGUUUUCUUCAGAUUAUAGGGUUCUUCGGUCAACGCUUGGAGCUGCAACAGAAAUUCCUGAUAUGAUCUUGAUGAAUGGAAAAGCUCCUUUUGGGUAUUCCACGUCGAAACCUUCUGAGUCGUUUGAGGUCACUAAAGGGAACACAUACCGAUUUAGAGUAUCAAAUGUUGGAAGCAUGUUGAGUUUCAACUUCAGGAUUCAGAACCACCAAAUGGUUUUAGUCGAAACUGAAGGCUCGUACACUAACCAGAUUACAUUAGACUCUCUUGAUGUACAUGUUGGGCAGUCAUAUUCAGUUCUAGUGACUGCAGAUCAAGAUGUUUCUGAUUACUACAUUGUAGCCAGUCCCAAAUUGUUGAACACCUCUGACAACAGCCCACUUGUUGCCAAAGGGGUUUUGCAUUACACCAAUUCGGGUUCACCUGUUAGCGGUCCUCUCCCCAUUGGUCCUGACCCAUGGGAUAUUGAAUUUUCUGUGAAUCAAGCAAGAUCAAUCAAAUGGAACUUGACAGCAGGGGCUGCAAGACCUAACCCACAAGGUACAUUUAACGUCUCGAAUGUGACCUUAUCAGAAACCAUUAUCCUUCACGGAUCAGAAGCCAAUAUUGAUGGCAUGUACCGUCAUGUGGUGAACAAUGUGUCAUAUCUCACUCCAGAGACACCAUUAAAACUUGCUGAUUAUUACGUCAAUGGCUCUGGAGUGUACCGAUUAGGUGAUUUCCCUAUCCAGUCUAUCAAAGACCCUGCCACGUUUGGUGUUUCAGUAGUAAAUGCAGCUCACAAAGGGUGGCAUGAACUUGUCUUUCAAAACGAUCUGACCAUGAUGGAUUCUUGGCAUUUAGAUGGCUCUGGAUUUUAUGUUGUUGGGUUUGGUGAUGGGGAAUGGACCUCAAGUUCACGAAGUACAUACAACUUGUAUGACCCUGUGGUCCGUUCUACGGUCCAGGUCUACCCAGGAGGGUGGACUGCAGUUUAUGUAUUUCUUGACAAUCCUGGAAUGUGGAAUUUGAGAUCACAACAUUUGAAAAAAUGGUAUUUGGGUCAAGAACUUUAUAUCAGAGUUCACGACGAUGAUCCAAACCCUGCUAAAGAAAAUCCUCCACCCGAAAAUCUCCUUUUAUGUGGGAUGUUUGGCACGAUAGCACCGACUGGUGCUCCGGCGCCUCAGCCAGGAGGGUGAUGACAACAAUCUUGUGGCCAGCUUGGUCGUCCUGGCAGCGUUUCAUGAGCAUGGAACUUGUAUCUGCUCUUUUUUGAAAUAAAAUGGGAA
Erigeron canadensis is the source of this 1752-nucleotide messenger RNA. Its product is annotated as monocopper oxidase-like protein SKU5. Lineage: Eukaryota; Viridiplantae; Streptophyta; Magnoliopsida; Asterales; Asteraceae. Gene Ontology annotation, molecular function: copper ion binding; oxidoreductase activity. The transcript is spliced from 8 exons. The record is from RefSeq and is a predicted model, not a curated record. Bases 1 to 1662 code for a protein of 553 amino acids.